Molecule: messenger RNA, 2734 nt
Organism: Kogia breviceps (pygmy sperm whale)
Lineage: Eukaryota; Metazoa; Chordata; Mammalia; Artiodactyla; Physeteridae
Gene: IL13RA1
Product: interleukin 13 receptor subunit alpha 1
Biological process (GO): cytokine-mediated signaling pathway
Cellular component (GO): membrane; external side of plasma membrane
Molecular function (GO): cytokine receptor activity; protein binding
Source: RefSeq, a predicted model, not a curated record
CCCGGGCCUCCAGGGCGGCGGAGCGGGAAGUGGGAGAGGGAGCGAAGGAGGCGGAGACUGCCGCGGAUGCAGCCAGGCUGGGCUCCGAGCGAGGAACUGCAUGGAGCGGCCGGCGCGGCUUUGCGGGCUGUGGGCGCUGCUGCUCUGCGCCGGCGGCGGCGGGGUGGCCGCGCCCGCGGAAACUCAACCACCUGUGACGAAUUUGAGCGUGUCUGUUGAAAACCUCUGCACAGUCACGUGGACAUGGAAUCCUCCUGAGGGAGCCAGCCCAAAUUGUAGUCUAAAGUAUUUUAGUCAUUUUGGCAACAGACAGGAUAAGAAAAUUGCUCCAGAAACUUAUCGUUCAAAAGAAGUGCCCCUGAAUGAGAGGAUUUGUCUGCAAGUGGGGUCCCAGUGUAGCACCAACGAAAGUGAGAAGCCUAGCAUUUUGGUGGAAAAGUGCAUCUCGCCCCCUGAAGGCGAUCCUGAGUCCGCUGUUACUGAACUACAAUGCAUUUGGUAUAACCUGAGCUACAUGAAGUGCGCUUGGCUCCCUGGAAGGAAUACAAAUCCUGACACUAACUAUACUCUCUACUAUUGGCACAGCAGCCUAGGAAAAAUUCUUCAGUGUGAAGACAUCUAUAGAGAAGGUCAACACAUUGGUUGUUCCUUCGCUCUGACUAAAGUGAAGGAUUCCAGUUUUGAACAACACAGUGUCCAAGUAAUGGUCAAGGACAAUGCAGGAAAAAUCAGACCAUCCUUCAAUAUAGUGCCUUUAACUUCUCAUGUGAAACCUGAUCCUCCACAUAUUAAAAAUCUCUCCUUCCAAAAUGGUGACUUAUACGUGCAAUGGAAGAAUCCACAGAAUUUUUAUAGCAGAUGCUUAUCUUAUGAAGUAGAAGUCAAUAACAGCCAAGCUGAGACACAUGAUAUUUUCUACGUUGAAGAAGCCAAAUGUCAGAAUUCAGAAUUUGAAGGAAACCUAGAGGGUACAAUUUGUUUCAUGGUCCCUGGUGUUCUUCCUGAUACUUUGAACACAGUCAGAAUAAGAGUCAAAACAAAUAAGUUAUGCUAUGAGGAUGACAAACUCUGGAGUAAUUGGAGUCAAGCAAUGAGUAUAGGUCAGAAGGCCAAUCCAACAUUUUACAUAACCACGUUACUCAUCAUUCCGAUCAUCGUUGCAGCUGCAAUCAUAGUCCUUCUGCUGUACCUGAAGAGGCUCAAGAUUAUUAUAUUCCCUCCAAUUCCUGAUCCUGGCAAGAUUUUUAAAGAAAUGUUUGGAGACCAGAAUGAUGAUACCCUGCACUGGAAGAAGUACGACAUCUAUGAGAAGCAAACCAAAGAAGAAACUGACUCUGUCGUGCUGAUCGAAAGCCUGAAGAGAGCCUCUCAGUGAUGGGGGAUAAUUUAUUUUAACCUUCAAUGUGACCUUGUGAAGAUUCAUUCCAUUUUCCAUUUGUUAUCUGGGAACUUGUUAAAUGGAAACCGAAACUACUGGACCAUUUAAAAACAGGCAGCUCAUAAGAGCCACAGGUCUUUAUGUUGAGUCGUGCACCGAAAAACUAAAAAUAAUAAUGGGCCCUUGGGAGAAAAGAGUGGAGUCAUUUUCGUUGACUUAUAAAAAGCAAGACGUCUUUUGCUAAGGCUUCAAACUAGAGGACAAAAGCAAAAAGUGAUGAUGGCAGUCGAGUUAAUCUUAUCAAGAGUUGUGACAACUUCCUGAGGGACCUAUGCCUGCUCUGUAUUCUUUGUCUCAAAUAAUACCAACAAAUUCUAUUUGUAGAACUCAUUUUGGGUGCAAAUGCUAAAGUCAAAUUUGAGUCAUAGAGAACGUCUAGCAAACAAAAUGGAUACAAUCUGUUAUCUGUUGUUUGGGAUCCCACUGAGUAAUGGCUAUGGUUAUUAAAACUCUUUAAUAGUCUGGAAUCUUCAUCCCCUUCAGCAGCAUUUCCCUCUGCUUUGAAAGGCCCAGGCAUCCUUGUUGGCCGUGAGUGACUACAGAAAAAGCAGAAGCAGCUUCUUUACUGAGAUCUUUCAAAGCCAUUUCAGGCUUUUAAGGGCAGUAGCGGCGGAGUGACUUUAUUGGGUAUUAGAGUUUGAGCGACACAGUCUCUAAUGAUGCGUUGUUGAUUCUUCACCUCCGCUACUCAAGUCAGGUAUUUACUCUGCGUCCAGACUGUGUUAGGCCUCCAGGUGUGAGGCACCAACUCCCUCAAAGAAUUCACAGUCUAGUUGGGGCUCCUCAGUUCUUUCUCCGCCGGUCAUUUCCAGACCUUUCAACACCCCACUUCCCACCUCGAUUUCCCCUUUUGCAUCUCCCUCAUUCCCUUCUGUGUAGUUUUUCCCCUCUCAUGAGCAAUUAGAAUAUGAAUCUGCUCACAGCACCUAGAGGAGCGGGGAGUGAUUUGCAUCUCAGGAAAAGUGCGAGUAGACUAAGAAACAAUGACUAAUUCUCACGUAUUUUGUAACUUCUGUGUGACUCUGCAUUUAUUUGAAGCUUUUCAGCAUUUGCUGUUUCUGUAUGCAUUUUAUAAACAGAAAACCGGUAUUAUCUUCACCUAGAACUUUGCUAUUUGCUUGAGAAAAAAAGAACAGUUGUGUCUUUCUCUUUUCCCUUACUCCCACAAAUGGUUAUUAAUAGGUUUUGUUUCUUAUAUUGAUAACCAGCCAUCUAAGGCUCCAACGUUUGUAUUUCUUUUGCAUAUGUUAAGGCUCCAUUCUCACCCGUCCCCACAACGUAUUUAAAGUGUGGAAA